UCAGGCUCUGUUCAGUCACAAGAACUGCAGAUGUAUGUUUGCACCUUACAACCGACUUACUCUAAGGACAAGUAAUGUGGGUGGGAAAUUUUCCUGCUUCAGAAAUCAUGGAGGGGUGGAGCUCUGACUCAAGGUAAUAAAACACCUGUUCAGCAACUUCUGACACUCUUCAAGACUGUAAAUAUGUUUCAGAAGACACUGGCAACUGUGGAACCUAGUAUUAGGGUGCCAUUUGCAGCACCCAUUUUCAAUGCAGCAGUGAUCUCGAUGGCAUCAACAUCUGCCUUAUCUCAGCAUCCCAGCAGCAAAUCAAGCACAUUGCAAAAUGAAGGACAAAAAUGGAUGGUGCAGGAUACAGAGCAGAGUGAUGUUGAUGCUGAGCAGGAAGAAAUAUCACUUUACUCCCUGCUCACUGUAAGAAUCAUAAAGAUGACAAAUGCUCAUCAGGCAGACUUCUUAAGCCAGUCUGAUUGCUACGUGAGUCUCUGGUUGCCAACUGCUUCAGAUGAGAAAUUCCAAACAAAAACCAUCAAGAACUGCAAAGAUCCUGUGUGGAAUGAAACUUUCUACUUCCGGAUACAGAGAAAAGUCAAGAAUAUUCUAGAAAUGACUGUUUCUGAUGAUGACAUCUUUCACGAUGAUGACCAUGCUAUUGUUCUUUUUGAUGUAGCUAAAAUCUCCCUUGGGAAAAGAGUGAUGGUGGCAUUUCCUUUGAAUCCGCAGGGGAGUCAGGAGCUGGAAGUUGAGUUUCUCUUGGAGAACAUCCAGGAUCAUCCUGAAACCAUCACCACAAAUGGGGCAGUAGUGUGCCGUGAGCUGGCCUGCUUGGAAAUUGAGUUUGACAGCAGGGUGAAAAAAAAACAGUUUGCAGAGAAUGAGCUAACGUUUACAGUGAGAGGAUCAUUUGAAGAAAUGCAGAGAGUUUCACUGGGCUCUGGCUCCCGUUCCCCUCUCCCAGAUCCCACUCUCUUCCACUAUGCCAAAUACAAGCAACCCUCAUUGGAUGUUGCACUCACAAAGAAGAGGAGGAUUCCCAGCUUUUGUGCUUGUGUGGCAUGCAGAGAAAGGAGGAGCAGAAGCAUCCCCCUGACUUUACCUCUGAAGUCACUCCCUUCUGAGCAGGAAGCAGUCAGCAAGUGCAGAAAAUUUGGUUUGCUCUUAAAGACAAAAAAAUGCCACGAAGACCUUGAUGUACGCCUGGGCUUUGACUUGUGUGCUCAGGAACAGGAUUUCAUUUGCAAAAGGAAGAAGGUUGUUGCGGCUGCUCUGAAGGACAUUCUUCAGUUGGAGGAGGACUUGGAGGAUGAUGAGGUACCUGUGGUGGCAAUCAUGACCACGGGUGGUGGAACCAGAGCUCUCACAGCCAUGUACGCUCACCUUCUGAGCGUGCAGGAACUGAAUGUCUUGGACUGUGUUUCCUACGUCACCGGUCUGUCUGGCACAACGUGGACCAUGGCAAACUUGUAUGAAGAUCCUGACUGGUCGCAGAAGAAUCUUAAGAAAACACUCAAUGAUAUCCGAAGGCACGUGCUUAAAAAUAAGUUCUUGGCUUGUUUUGCUCCAGACCGUCUGAAAUACUACUUGAAAGAGUUAUGCCAAAGGAAACAGGAAGGACAUCAGAUAAGUUUCACAGAUCUGUGGGGACUCAUCAUUGAAUCUAUGUUCCGUGACAAGGAGGACACCCAGAAGCUCACAGAUCAGCAGCAGGCACUAAACCGUGGUCAGAAUCCCCUGCCCAUCUACCUCUCCCUCAAUGUGAAGGAUAAAAUCAGUGACCAGGAUUUUAGAGAAUGGGUGGAAUUCACUCCUUAUGAGGUAGGAUUCCUAAAAUAUGGUGCCUAUAUUCGUGCAGAAGAUUUUGGCAGUGAGUUCUUCAUGGGUCGUCUGAUGAAGAAAAUCCCAGAAUCCAGAAUUUGCUUUUUGGAAGGGAUCUGGAGCAGUGUAUUUUCCCUGAAUCUUUUGGAUGCUUGGUACAUAUCUGUUCAUUCCGAAGACUUCUGGCACAAGUGGACCCGAGACAAAAUUACUGACAUAGGUGAGUUAUUUUUAUACCAUUUUUUUUUUCUUUUUCUUUCUUUUUUUUUUUCUCACACAUUUUUUCAAAGCAAUUUUGGAAUUUCUUCUUCAGGACAUUCUGUAAUCAACAUGGAAACUAGGAGAAAAUUCAUGCUAGGUAUUNNGAUGAACAACAACUACUUAGAGAGCGAAUUUUCUAAAUGGAAAGACUGUGAGCUUGACUUGCAGCCCAACCACCUGACAGGAGCAGCAGACUACCUCAUCUUGAUCGACACUGCAUUUGUCUUUGCUACUAGUUACCCACCACUCAUGAGACCAGAAAGGAAAGUGGAUGUCAUUUUGCAUUUCAACUACAGUUCAGGUUCCCAGACCAGGCCUCUGAAAGAAGCCUCUGAGUACUUUGCAAAACAAGGAAUUCCUUUCCCUAAGGAGGUGCCAGAUGAUCAGGAAACACCACAUCUGAAGGAAUGUUACAUUGUUGGUGAAAAGGAAAGCCCAGAAACCCCUAUUGUGAUAUUCUUCCCUCUGGUAAAUGACACCUUCAGGGAAUACAAAGCACCUGGGGUGAGACGUAGUCCCUCAGAGAUGGCAGAUGGUGAUGUUGAUGUUACCAAUAGCUGUGGUCCAUACUACAUAAACAACCUGAGUUAUUCAGAAAAAGAUUUUGACAAACUGGUGAACCUAAGCUACUACAACGUCCAGAAUAAUAAAGACCUGAUUCUCCAGGCCUUGCGUGCAGCGGUGGAACGGAAAAAGCAGCAAAAGAAACAGCAACCACUGCAAAAACCACCACUUCCAGCUGAUGAUGACAUGGGUGUGCCCAACAGAGAGGUGUCCCAGCAUCUGCCCACCUGCUCAACAGUAGAGAAAAUGAAAUAAAACAUCCACAAGCACUGCUAAUGGAAAAAAAAAAAAAAAAAAAAAA
Molecule: messenger RNA, 2941 nt
Organism: Phasianus colchicus (ring-necked pheasant)
Lineage: Eukaryota; Metazoa; Chordata; Aves; Galliformes; Phasianidae
Source: RefSeq, a predicted model, not a curated record